Messenger RNA from Seminavis robusta, 1475 nucleotides. The record is from the annotation of a GenBank genome assembly. Lineage: Eukaryota; Bacillariophyta; Bacillariophyceae; Naviculales; Naviculaceae.
CGUACAGUACCGGUACAGUCGAACCGGUAUUCGAUGUACGUGCUUAUUAACAGCAAAGAACCAGCCAAACAGGCGUCUCACCGGUAUCUCCGCUCGAUCUUCCACACUCACAACUUAAAAAGAAAAAGAAAACAAACAACCAAAACAUGAACUUGCGUUUGCAAUCCUAUUCCUUACUCUCGUUGCUGCUAGCCUCAAGUGCAGCGGCAUCUCCCGUCGUUCCUGACGAUGAUGGUUUGCGCUGGGUCCAACAGGAGAAUGUGACAACCACUUGUGAGACUGAAGUUGAAGCUCUACAAGCCAACCAAGUGUUCCAGUAUGCCAACAUCACUUUGCUGAUCAACUACUACGAUGCAAUCGGGUCGAUGCGUGCGGCCCACUUCGAUUCGGACUCUGGCGUCUUGACCAAAAUCAUCUCCAGCGGCGACCAUGCCAAGAUUAAGGGGUAUCCAGAGUUCGUCGAAGCUUGUCAACGAGCUGGCUACCAGGCCGUGUCAUACGACAUGGACUACACUUGCACGGCCGCUGGACCAGAUGGGAAUGUCAGUUACAUUGAUCAGGUGAAACAUUAUACUAUCUGCGUUGGACCGUCAUGUGGUGACGACGAAAUACCGGCUAGUUUAAAAGCUACUGAUGCAAAGUUUGCUGGCGAUUUCUGUACCGGCAAUGUAGACUUCAAGAGCAACUAUUCGAGCUACGGUAUCGCAGAGUUCAGCGGCAACCAUUCAAGCGAUGCUAUCGAUGGCGGUAUCAUUGGUACAGCCAACGAAGCCGACGAAGCGAACAACGAGGAAAUCUUAGACCUGGUGACAGCUGAAGACAAACCUGAAGAGGAAUCCACCAGUGAACCAACCGAACUCGUCGACAACCAAAACAUGACCGCGAGUGUAGGUGCAAGCACAAUCUCAACUGAAGCUGCUCCACAAAAGAUAGCAGCAGAAACUUUUCGUGAUUUUGUGACUGGAGAUGAUACGAACUUUGAUGACGAAUACCGUCUUCAUGAUGCUAUCAUUGCAGCAUUCAUACCACGCCUGAACGCUGGUGUCAUUCCUGAAAGAUCGGUGUCACACAGCGAGAUUGUUGACAUGCUUCAAGACUGCUCCAACAACGACCAAUCAAACAAUGAAGACUUGCUCUCAAAGUUUAAAAAAGCAAUUCCAUCCAUCAUUGAAAAGGCAACAAAGAGAUUUGCAACCGACACGGGACGUGUUGUGGAAGUAAACGAUCAAUCUUUUGAGCUUGGGGAGAACUACAAGAGCACUCUUAGAUCGGCCACCGUUGCCUGCUUCACUGCAUACGAAACCAAGCUACCUGACAGCUCUACCGCUGCAUACGCUUCUUACAUUGUAGCACCAAUGGAUUACGAUUCCCAGACGCUUGAUCCCUUGGCGUGUGCCCACAACCUUUACAUGUUCAUCGAAGCGGAUGCCAUGGAAAUGCCAAACGAACCACUGUACUACAUUCCCAAGAAGUAG